AUGACCUGCCUGAGGUUGGCUUUGUUAAAUUCCCCUGCAAUGAUAGAGGCAGCAUCUAGAUUGAGAUAUCUGAGGAUUGUUCUGCUGGGGAAGAAUGGAUCAGUCAACAGCCGAGUAGGAAAUGCUAUACUGGGUGCAGACGCAUUUCAGAGUGAAUCUGCAUCUAAUUCAAAGCAGCACAGUAAGAGAAUUAGUGGAGCUGUGGAGGGGAGACACAUCACAGUCAUUAAAACUCCUCAUCUGCUCCAGCCAAAUCUCCCACACCAUCUCCUAAUACAGGGAGUGAGAGAAUGUGCUUCUCUGGCUGCUCCAGGACCUCAUGUGAUCGCACUCGUACUGCAGAAUAAGGACUUCAAAAAGGAGGACAAACAGAGAGUAAAAACUGUGCUGAACCUUUUCAGUAAGGAGGCCAUGAAACACACUAUGGUGCUGACUACUGAUGAAGAGACUCGCGGAUCAAUAUUCGCUUCUAGGAAUAGCGUCAUUCAUAAUUUAAUAAAGGAGUGUGGAGGAAGACAUUUUAGGUUUGAUACAGUAAACCCAGGAUGGCGCUCUGAUAUGUUCAGAAGGAUAGAGAAGAUGCUCAAGGAAGAACACAAUGAAUAUCUCAUCUGCAACAUGUAUGAGGAUGGAGUGACGACUACUGGAAAAGCAAAGCUGAACUUUGUGCUGUGUGGAAAUGAUUCAACCCUCAAGAGCUCAGUGUCUAGAAUGUUUAGAGGGGCAAUGAGUAAACCAAUGAAUAAACUUUUACCUCAGGAAGAGAUGAGUAAAGUGUGUCAGAAGAGAGAGGGAACGAUUCAUGGACGACAGAUCAGUGUACUAGAGCUUCCAGCUCUCACUCGACUCUCAGAGGAGGAAAUGAUGCAGGAGACUUACCGCUGUCUGUUUCUCUGUGAUCCUGGAGUUCAUCAUUUCAUCCUUGUUACUCCUGUCAGUCCACUUACUAAUGAAGACAAAGCAGAAAUGGAGAAGAUUAAAAGAAUAUUUAAUUCUAAUGAGCACUUCAUGGUGCUUUUCAUUACUAAACUCACUGUUGACAAAAGUGUGUCAGAUUUUGUAGAAUCCACAGAAUCUCAGAGGCCUGUAAAUCUGUAUGGGAGUUGGCACAGUGUGAUGGGGUUGAAGGACCAGAGAAGCUCAGAACAGAUCUCAGACCUGUUUGAUCGUAUAGAGAGCAUGAAGACUGAACCCUAUUCUCUUCCGAUGUAUUUGAGAGCUCCAGAGAAGAGAGUCAGACAUGAACUAGAGAAAAAACUGAGAGUGAGAGACAAUGAAAUCAUUAUAAUAAACGCUAAUAAGGUUAUUUACAUUCCAGAGGGUGUGAAGCUGAAUCUGGUUGUGUGUGGGAGUAACAAUAGAUUAAAAUCAUUCAUAUCAAACCUGAUCCUGAAUCAGAGCGAGAGAAGAUCAGAGCUCAGCUCAGAGUGUGUGAGGAGAGACGUGGAGCUUCAUGGACGUCUGAUCAGUCUGGUGGAGCUUCCAGCUCUGUUCAACACUCAGCUCUCAGAGGAGGAAGUGAUGCGUCAGAUUUACCGCUGUGUGUCUCUCUGUCAUCCUGGAGUUCAUGUUUUCAUCAUCAUCUUUCCUGACGCUCCAAUUAAUAAUGAAGACAGAGCAGAAAUAGAGGAGAUCCAGAGGAUAUUCAGCUCAAGAAUCAACAAACACAUCAUGAUCCUCAUAAAGCAGAAUUCAGAGCAUCAGACAGAAAAACUAAAUGAAGAAACACAGUCUGUCAUUCAGAAAUUUGGAGGACGACAUCAGUUCAUUGGGCCAAACACACAAAUGUCUGUGUUGAUGGAGAAACUGGAGCAGAUUGUUGAGGAAAAUAGUGGUGUUUGUUUCUCCACAGAGACAAUGAUGGAGACAAAGAUGGAAAAACUGCAGAAAUUUGAAGAAAUGAAGAGGAGAAUCUAUUCAUUAGAGACAACACUGUAA
Messenger RNA from Labeo rohita (rohu), 1938 nucleotides. Its product is annotated as GTPase IMAP family member 8-like. The coding region runs from base 1 to 1938 and encodes 645 amino acids. The record is from RefSeq and is a predicted model, not a curated record. The transcript has 4 exons. Gene Ontology annotation, molecular function: GTP binding. Lineage: Eukaryota; Metazoa; Chordata; Actinopteri; Cypriniformes; Cyprinidae.